CAUUUUUUUUCAUAAAUAAAAAUAAGUAAAUAAAUUUCGAGCCCAUUUUCUUUCGAUCCAUACGAUCUGUGUUGAUUUGUGACAUACACAUAUACAUCUUUAUAUAGUUAAUAAUAAUAAUAAAAUAAAAUAUAAAGAAAGAGUAAAGUUAUAAAAAUAAUUAUUAGGGUUUUCAAUUGAAUUAUGGCCCAAAAUCAAGGUGGUGGUGGAGGUGGAUUUUUUUCGUCGAUCGCUUCAAGUUUUUCCAGUUUUAAGAAUCAAGUUAAUGGAUUGCUUGGCUACGAGGGGCUUGAGGUCAUUAAUCCUGACGGAGGAACUGAAGAUGCUGAGGUUGAAGCACAACGAGGCAGAUGGAAGCAAGAGGAGCGUGACAGUUACUGGAGGUCGAUGCAAAAGUAUGUGGGUGCUGAUAUCACGUCAAUGGUUACUCUACCAGUUCUCAUUUUUGAGCCAAUGACAAUGUUGCAGAAAAUGGCAGAGUUGAUGGAAUAUUCUCACCUUUUAGAGAAGGCAGAUGAAUGUGAGGAUCCAUAUAUGCGAUUAGUAUAUACAGCUUCCUGGUUUAUAUCAGUGUAUUACGCUUUGCAACGAACGUGGAAGCCGUUUAAUCCAAUUCUUGGCGAAACCUAUGAAAUGGUUAAUCAUUGUGGCAUUACAUUUAUUGCAGAACAGGUUAGUCACCACCCUCCCAUGAGUGCUGCACAUGCUGAAAAUGAGCAUUUCGUGUAUGAUAUAACUUCAAAGGUGAAGACCAAGUUUCUUGGUAAUUCAGUUGAUGUGUAUCCCCUUGGAAGAACUCGUUUGAAGCUAAAAAAAGAUGGUGUAGUUCUAGAUCUAGUCCCCCCACCUACAAAAGUUAACAAUUUAAUAUUUGGAAGAACAUGGAUUGAUUCUCCUGGGGAGAUGGUUUUGACCAACCUCACCACAGGAGACAAAGUUGUUCUGUAUUUUCAACCUUGUGGCUGGUUUGGUGCUGGACGCUAUGAGGUGGAUGGAUAUGUAUAUAACUCGGCUGAAGAGCCUAAGAUAUUAAUGACGGGAAAGUGGAAUGAGUCUAUGAGCUACCAGCCUUGUGAUUUAGAAGGUGAACCUCUUCCAAACACUGAACUCAAAGAGGUUUGGAGAGUCGCUGCGGCACCUGCAGAUGACAAAUUUCAGUACACACAUUUUGCACAUAAAGUGAACAGCUUUACAACAGCGCCGAAAAAGUUACUGCCAUCAGAUUCUCGCUUGCGUCCGGAUAGAUAUGCGCUUGAGAUGGGUGACCUGUCUAAAGCAGGUUCAGAGAAGAGCAUUCUUGAGGAGAAACAGAGGGCUGAAAAAAGGAUAAGAGAGACAAAGGGUCAGGAAUUUGUCCCCAAGUGGUUCAAUAUGACUGACCAAAUUGCUCCCACUCCAUGGGGUGAAUUGGAAAUUUAUGAAUACAACGGGAAAUAUUCUGAACACCGAGCUGCUGCUGAUAACUCCAGCACUGUUGAAGAGGUUAACAUUGCUACAACAGAAUUCAAUCCAUGGCAGUUUGGAAAUGUUGCUGAAACCAGUUCGAAGGAUUGAUGUGAUUAUUAUAUAUACAUUUAGUCUAAAUGUUUGUUUGGCUAUGCCUAGUUGUUUAAUUAUCACAUAAAUAUUUCUUAAAUAGAUUCUUGUUGGCUUUUAUCUGAAUUAUACUCUCUAUACGCUUAUUGAAGGGCUUUUUUGGUUA
Molecule: messenger RNA, 1702 nt
Organism: Erigeron canadensis
Lineage: Eukaryota; Viridiplantae; Streptophyta; Magnoliopsida; Asterales; Asteraceae
Product: oxysterol-binding protein-related protein 3A-like
Exons: 10
Coding region: 184-1554 (456 amino acids)
Cellular component (GO): cytosol; intracellular membrane-bounded organelle; membrane
Molecular function (GO): sterol binding
Source: RefSeq, a predicted model, not a curated record